Micropterus dolomieu (smallmouth bass) is the source of this 582-nucleotide messenger RNA. Its product is annotated as cytochrome c oxidase subunit 5B, mitochondrial-like. Gene Ontology annotation, biological process: mitochondrial electron transport, cytochrome c to oxygen. The coding region runs from base 63 to 443 and encodes 126 amino acids. Gene Ontology annotation, cellular component: mitochondrial envelope. The transcript is spliced from 4 exons. NCBI's taxonomy places the organism in Eukaryota, Metazoa, Chordata, Actinopteri, Centrarchiformes, Centrarchidae. The record is from RefSeq and is a predicted model, not a curated record.
CACGGCGAUAAGUCCCAGACGUCAUCAGCGUGCGAGCAGAUAGUGACAGGAAAGAAGGAGAAAUGGCUGCAAGGUUACUGCUCCGCUCUGCGGUUAGAGCCGCGACAACCUGCCGGGCUGCCCCGGUCCCGGCUCUGACCCGCGGCAUGGCUGCCGGAGGGAUUCCCACGGAUGAGGAGCAAGCCACAGGACUGGAGAAGAAAAUCAUGAACGCCAUGAAAGUUGGAACGGAUCCAUACAGCAUGAUGAAGCCAAAAGAGUACGCUGGCUCCAAGGCUGAUCCCCACCUUGUUCCCUCCAUCACAAACAAGAGGAUUGUGGGAUGUGUCUGUGAAGAAGACAACACCGCCGUGGUUUGGUUCUGGCUUCAUGAUGGCGAAGCUCAGCGCUGCCCGUCCUGCGGUUCCCACUACAAACUGGUGCCCCAUGAGCUCCCUCACUAACUUAUAUACAUACCUCUGUUAUUAUUUACCUCUAUUACUCAGCUGUGUGUCUGCACAGUGUCGGCUUCUCUUUGAAAUAUUCCUCUUACCUUCAGAACGAGGUGACGAACGAUCAGACGGCGACGUUUUCAAUCUUCGA